Molecule: messenger RNA, 3698 nt
Organism: Chelmon rostratus (copperband butterflyfish)
Lineage: Eukaryota; Metazoa; Chordata; Actinopteri; Chaetodontiformes; Chaetodontidae
Gene: adora2b
Product: adenosine A2b receptor
Exons: 3
Coding region: 236-1288 (350 amino acids)
Biological process (GO): vasodilation; adenylate cyclase-activating G protein-coupled receptor signaling pathway; G protein-coupled adenosine receptor signaling pathway
Cellular component (GO): membrane
Molecular function (GO): G protein-coupled adenosine receptor activity
Source: RefSeq, a predicted model, not a curated record
CACCCACGGAUGCGGCUUUGACGCUCCACAGACGGGUCGCUGCUGAUAUGAGAACAUCCAGAGACGAUGUACAGGUUCAUUAGGAUGGCCGGUUGUGCGCCUCACACUUGUGGAUUAUUCCUGGAUUACAGCAGAAAGACUUCUUUACUCCUGUGGGACUAGGCGCAGUGUUGUGGGUGACCGUCUCCUCUGUGAACACCCUGCAGGUUUUAAUCCUUCGACACACUUUGCUGAGAUGAAUUCGUUGUACAUCGUGAUUGAAGUAGUCAUUGCUGUUCUCUCCAUAUCCGGCAACGUACUGGUUUGCUGGGCUGUCGCGAUCAACACCACUUUGAAGAACGCCACCAACUACUUUCUGGUGUCUCUGGCUGUGGCUGACAUCCUGGUCGGUUGCCUCGCCAUCCCCUUCGCCAUAACCAUCAGCAUCGGCAUACAGCUGGACUUCUAUGGGUGCCUCUUUCUGGCAUGUUUCGUCUUGGUACUGACACAAAGCUCCAUCUUCAGUCUCCUUGCUAUCGCAAUUGAUAGAUAUCUGGCCGUCAAAAUUCCUCUGAGGUACAAGGAGUUGAUGACGGGUAAGACCGCCAGAGAGAUCAUCGCUAUUUUAUGGAUCCUCUCCUUCGUCAUUGGCCUCAUCCCCUUCUUUGGCUGGAACUUGAAGUACCCAAAGUGCAGGAACGGCAGCUCCGGUGCAGACAACACUACAAGCGCUGGCCUCGUGGAGGGGCUGAGGGGUGGAGGAGACUUACUACGGAGCUGCGAGCUCCAGUGCUUCUUUGAGAGCGUGGUGGACAUGCAGUACAUGGUCUACUUUAAUUUCUUUGUCUGCGUGCUGCCGCCGCUGCUCAUCAUGCUGGGCAUCUACCUGAAGAUCUUCACCGUGGCCAGGAAGCAGCUGAGACAGAUCGAGCUCAAGUGCGUGGGCAACGGGGACAGCCAUCACCACGGGCUGCUGCAGAAGGAGAUCCGGGCCGCCAAAUCCCUCUCCAUCAUCGUGGGGCUGUUCGCCAUCUGCUGGCUGCCCGUCCACAUCCUCAACUGCCUCACGCUGUUUUACAGGGAGCUGAAGAAGCCGGCAGUUGUCAUGUACGUGGCCAUCAUUCUGUCUCACGCCAACUCUGCGGUCAACCCUAUCAUCUACGCCUACCGCAUCCAGGACUUCAGGAACACCUUCCGCAAGAUCCUGGCCCAACACUUCCUGUGCCGCAGGGAGGAGCUGUACCUGAGCUCCAACGGCAGCAGACGCAACAGAGACCAGAUCCACAUGACCAUCGACCCUCUGCUAUAGAGUCACGACAGAGGGGGAGUAUUAUCUGUGUCAGCUCUGUUGUUCCACUCUUGAAUUUUAUUUUCACUGAAGUUUCUAAUGUUUACAGAACAAGGGUGUGAUAUGUGAAGAUGAACUGAUGUCAGACGCGCCUUGACAUUAUGGACAUUUAUUUAUGAAUUGUGCCGAGGAUCAGGGGGCAAGCAGUUUAAUGCUGACGGGCGAGUCUUACAUAACUUUUGUAUUGUGAAGGAUGUUUGAUGUUAAAAAAAAAUAUGUUGAAUCUAACUGGAUUUGCAGGACUGUGAACAGGAUCCAAACUUUGCUACAUUCUAAGAUACUAUUUAUCAUUCUGAAUCCACCCAAUCACAACUCCAAACACUCCUUUUUAUGCCCUGCUGUUUUAUAUUGUUGACAUUCGGUGCCAGUGUUCAUUUAUUUAUUGCAAGAGCUUAACUUUGAGAAUGUAAAGAUCAAAAAACUGUGUGUGGCUAGAUCUGUACUUGUGGACCUAGAAAGGUACAAUAGUAGUAGUCAAUACAUUCAUGGUUAUUUUUGGCUUGUGACCCUUUAAAAUGAACUCAUGCUCAUGACCAUCACAGGUCAAUAUAUAGAAAGAAGUGCAGGUUUUCUUUAUCAGUACCUUUGUAAAACAGAAAUGUUCUUGAGCUGCUGUUUUUAAUCAAAGUUCCAGUGUUUGCAGGUGUUGCUGUUGCUGCACGAGUGAAUCCUCCACAGUCAAUGUGUGUACAGGCGGAGGGACACAGUAGUGUAACAACAGGGGCUCUCAUUCCAUUUAGCAAACUAUAUUAGAAGAAAAAGAGGGGGGAAUGCAAACAUAAACAAGAAAACAUAAAUGCUUUUCCUACCUAUGAAUCAUCCCUCAUAGCCUCAGGGGUCACAAAAUUAUCUUGUGACCCCCGUGGCAGAAAGGGUUUUUGUAGCCAGUAGAUGAACAGCAUGAUUUGAUUCACUCAAGCAGACCCGAGCAUAAAUAGUUUAGUAAAACACACCUGCGGUGGUGCUCCAUAUCAUGUCAGUGUUAACAAGACAAAAGCUCAGGAAGUGGGAAACUGAUUGUACCCCAUAGAAGUAUGGCAUCUCCGCCGAGCAUUUUCAGCUGCUUUGUUUUGAACCAAGCGACGGCGUACUGUAAGCAGACAAGCCGCUGUCAAAUCUGAUGCUUCAAAUCGAUGCAAUUUAUAUCCCUCGUCAUCCACGCUUCUGGUGCACGUGUGUUUAGGGGCUUACGUAACAUAGAGCGACACUGCUUUGAUUCAGCUGGGUGUAUAUGAAUGUCAUUUGCCUCAGGAGUCCAGCUGACAUCCAUCUCCCCUCAGACAGUCUCAGCUGGGCUCUCAUCUGCCCUGUUAGCGCAGUCAGCCCUCCAUAAACAGUCACUGUCAGCUGAGCAGCUUCAUUUGAAAAAACAACAGUUUUAAGGGUGAAACCCCUGAAACAUGUUGCAUUGAUGAUUUUUUCAUUUUAAUCAAACACCUAACGAGCCAACACUCCUUACUGAACCCACAAUAAUUUAGAGUGAAGCAGGUAACACUGAUGAAAUGUUCUCUAGAGGCAAAUUCUCACUUCUUUGCACUCUGUGAUGCAGCAUCAGAGAGAGAGGCAACUGUUCUGCAGGCGUGUGAUGGUUAGCUUUGCGGUGCAUGUUCCUGCUGAGCUCUGAAAACCGAAGACCGGGCCGAGAGCCUAUGAGUCGCAAAAAAAGGUCCGGGUGUUUCGCAGCGUUUUGUUUGGAGUGUCGUAAUUUAUGUGAAAAAAAACGAGGGUGACUCUGGUCACCCGAGAGCCAUCACUACACAAAUGAAAACACAUUGCACUGACAUUUUAGGUUUUCUCCCGUUUUGGUGUGCUUCACCGGUGGUGUUGAACCAUGUGUUGUUGGUGUUUAACUGGUUCUAAAGUUGAGCACUUGCCUCCACUGCUUCGACUAUCUCCCCCCAUGUGUCCAGUGUUCCACCUCUGACUAACUUCAAGGGCUAAAAUACAGGAGUGUGCCAAAGUUUUAGUACAUUCCAGUGGAGACAUACUGUAACUGCACUGUAACGUUGUAUUAUUGUCUUUGUUGACUGAUGUGUAAAAAAGUACUGUAGGUGUCCGGCUUUCUACGAGCUAUUGAUUGAUGUCAAACUGUUGCCUUCUUUUACAAUUUUAAAGGUAAGACAGACAGACUGAUUAAGUUGAUCUAGUUCAACAUUCCUGCCUUUCAUUCCGAAGUACCUGUCUUUCAGUGUGCUAUAGUGUUGUUACUAAUCAGGAAAAGAAAACAUCCACUGUGGUCACGCUGAUGUUCAACCUUUCCAGAGGCCAUUCUUUCUUUCAUUCAACAAAACUACAAGUGCGAUACUGCUAUUUAACAUGAUGCAAUCUGUAUGUAUGGUGAAUUAUUUUGUUAAUAAAGGCAAUGUUUAUA